Molecule: messenger RNA, 2503 nt
Organism: Sceloporus undulatus (fence lizard)
Lineage: Eukaryota; Metazoa; Chordata; Lepidosauria; Squamata; Phrynosomatidae
Gene: PMP22
Product: peripheral myelin protein 22
Exons: 5
Coding region: 273-758 (161 amino acids)
Cellular component (GO): plasma membrane
Source: RefSeq, a predicted model, not a curated record
GCUCCAAUAAUAAACGGGGCCGGCAGAGAGCGGAGCUCCCAGUCCAGGCGAAAAAGGGAGGAGGAAGAAGAGGAGGAGGAGGAGGAAGAGGAGCCGGAGGAGGAGUUUGGGAGGCCUUGGGUUUGGGAUAUUCAGCCCCUGGAGCAAGUGGCUCUCUCUCCUCUUGGAUCUCUAGCCUAGGGAGCACCGGGACCAAGGCAGCAGUAGCAGCAGCAGCAGCAGCAGCUCAUCCCUCCGCCUUUGAACCUGAUCAAUCCAACACUUCUGCCAAAAUGCUCCUGUUAUUGUUGGUAAUCAUUGUGCUCCAUGUUGCAGUGCUUGUCCUUCUCUUUGUUUCUACAAUUGUCAGCCAAUGGCUCAUUGGGACUGGGCACAUGACAGACCUUUGGCAGAAUUGCACUACACUGGGGUCCCCAAGUUCAUUUCAUUGCUUCCCAUCAUCCACAAAUGAAUGGCUGCAGUCUGUCCAAGCUAUGAUGGUUCUUGCCAUUAUCUUCAGUGUUUUGUCUCUGUUCCUGUUUUUCUGCCAGCUGUUCACUCUCACCAAGGGUGGGCGGUUCUACCUUACUGGCAUUUUCCAGAUCCUUGCUGGCCUUUGUGUGAUGAGUGGCGCUGCCAUCUACACAGUGAGACAUCCAGAAUGGCAUACCCACCUAGAGAACACCUCCUAUGGCUUCACUUACUUCCUGUCCUGGGUGGCCUUCCCACUAGCUGUCAUUAGUGGGGUGAUCUAUGUCAUCUUGAGGAAGCGUGAAUGAAGUGUCAAGUUGAAGCCACUGAAACCAGCGGCAAUUGGGACAAGGGGGCACUGACAAGAUAGGAAGUGGAAGGAAAAACAAGAAGGAUGUUAACCAAAAGAGAAAACAAAACAAAACACCACACCAAACUCAACAAAUCCAUCCAUUCAACCACCCAUACACCUACCCACCCCCACAUAUACACAUGCCCAAAACCCAGUGAGGAAGGAAGGAAAGAAAGAAAGAAACCAAACUGAAAGAAGGGUUACUGUGUUUAUUGAAGAUGUAUAUAGUAUCUAUGGUUUUAAAAAACCUAUUUAUAACACUUUUUACAUAUAUGUACAUAGUACUGUUUGCUUUUGUUUGUUGACCUGCUGCCAUGUUUAAAGCCUAAAGAAAGUGCCUAAGAACUCUUUUAAUGCCUAACAGUAUAAUUAGGGUGCUGGGUUCCACCCCCACCCCCCACCCCAGAUACAUUUCUUUUGCCAUGGAAGCUGAUCCUGCCUGUAGAGCUUUCCAUUAUGAACUCCUAAGCCAAAUACAGAUGUCCAUAAUCAUGGGUGGCACCCUUGGAAUAGAAACGGUGUGCCACUCGUUGCACUGAUUUUAGCCAGUACCUUGGUAUACUACCAUUAAUUAGCUCAGUCCAAUGAUGGAGACAAAAUUUUGAAAAGGAGAAGGAUGUCUACCAAAAUGUAAGGAAAAGGUAUAAAGCUUCCAGUUCUCUUGGGAUGAUGACCAAGACAGGGUGGUGUAUGUGAAGUGCAGUCCCAUCGGUGCCUCUUGAAGCUGGAUAAUGGUCCCACCCAUUCCCUGUGUAAAUCCCCUUUGUGUUCCUUAGAGGAGGGGCCAGAUAGGAAUGCUACCAGUCUCUCUGGAAAGGCAAUACCUGGAAGCUGUUGAGCUCAUUUUCAUAGGCUGAAUGAAUCAUGUCAGUGUUUGCAUAUUUUUAAAAAAUGGACUUGGCAAGCACUGAUGCUAAGGGAGAAACACCUAUGUGGGAUGGGGGUAAGCUUGUUUAAUUGCUUUUAUGUAAAUGGCCAAGUAUUCAUCUUCCAGUCCUGCCAGUUGGGGAAUGGUAGCCAAUGACCUCUAUAAAAGUAGUCCUCCCUACUUUCCUUGAAAAUAAGCUAAAGUGGAAAAAAUGAAUGAUGCCUUCUAAGCAUUUGACUUACACUUUCCUGCCCGCCUCCCCCACUUCUAGUCCCUCUCCCAUGUCCCUCCACGAAAUUGAAUACCAAAUCUGUGAAAUGGUGCUAUCUGUUUACCUACCAUUCCUUGUAUUGCUAAGCCAUUUAACCUUUACUCACUGGAAAGUCAGAUAAUGAUGUUGAAAUAAACCAAGGAAUAGGAAUGAUGAAUAAUACUGUGUAAUAUAUACAGCCUAUAACUGCUUUUGUACUUAGGAAAGUUGCUAUCAAUAUUAUUAUUACUAUUAUUUUUUUAAUAAAGCAUUUAUAACCAAGGUAUUUCUCUCUACCCCAUCCCAACCACCCCUUCUCAUGAACAGGAGGGAAGUAAGUAAGCCUUCUAGACCCCUAUAGGAUUCUACCCUACCCCUCUACUCUUCUGUAACCCUUUUCUGUGCUUCCAGAAGUGUGUCUGGCAAUGAAACGUACUGGCAGCCGCAUAUUAGAUGUGUAAGCGGGGCCUUCUGAUGCUAAGACUCCAGACAUCAUUAUAUGAUUAUUUUGCUUUGCUUUUUCUGAUUUUAUACCAACUGUGUGGACUAAGAAGCAACAAAAUAAAAUUCAGAAUAACUCCAA